This is a messenger RNA of Truncatella angustata, 798 nucleotides long. Its product is annotated as rhomboid family protein. Gene Ontology annotation, cellular component: membrane. The transcript has 5 exons. Lineage: Eukaryota; Fungi; Ascomycota; Sordariomycetes; Amphisphaeriales; Sporocadaceae. The record is from RefSeq and is a predicted model, not a curated record. Gene Ontology annotation, molecular function: serine-type endopeptidase activity. The coding region runs from base 1 to 798 and encodes 265 amino acids.
AUGCCUAAUAUCCAGGGCCUCAGUACCCUGCGCGCGCGCUCGUAUGUCCUCCGAUUGCCAUUGUUCACGCGCGCCAUGGUGCUCAUCAUUGUGGUGCUCUGGCUCGUAGGCGUACAGUCAGUCUGGGAUGAAAGGCAAUGGGGCGCGCUGAUUCCGGACCAAGUCAGUAUAACAACCGCAUACCGGAUAAAUACCUUUCCCCUCAUACACCUCAACUUCUUCCACAUGAUCUUCAACGUGCUGGCUCUGGCGCCCCUCCUAGAGAGGUUCGAAAGCGAAUAUGGGACUUUGACCAGCUUGGCCAUGUUCUUCGGGCCCCUAACAACGAUACCGGCCGUGCUAUACGUGAUAAUCGAGCGCGCCAUACUUAGGAGCAACACGGCGGUCAUGGGUGCCAGUUUAUGGGUUUUCCUGCUGUUGGGAGUAGAGGCCAUUCGGACAUACAGGACAAAUCCUUACCUGAUCCUCGGCACUCUCCAUGUGCCAACUUGGACCACUCCCCUGGUUUUGACGCUUGUCACCAAGGCCCUAGUACCGAGCAGUAGCCUGCUGGGCCAUCUCUGUGGUGUCGCUGUAGGGUAUUUGUUCGGGCUGGGAUACCUCAAGUUCCUCGCACCCCCCGAGAAGGCUUUGCGAUGGGUCGAAGGGCGCCUGAACCUCCUCGGCAGGCUGCCGCACUAUGUCAGCGUAGAUCAGAAGACAUACGGCCGUUUCGGCGUUUUGCCCACCACCAACGGCGGGAGCUCGACGUUGCCUGGUCUUGUCGGGAGUCCCCAGGGUUUCGGAGGAUUGAGCUAG